CUUUCCUCUCGCCAUUCUGCCACCCCUUCCAGCCUAGAAGCUUCCCGGAUGACGAGUGACGUCAACAAGUCAUCUUUGUUCCCUUAAUGCAGCCGACUAUUUUUUAUCUGUACAUCGCGAGGACACCAGCGCGAGCGCUUCUGCCAGAAUAACAGCCACAGGCGAGGUGCGGCAGAAACCAAAUACACCGAACUGCGAUAACCAAAACGGAAGAACCGCACCUUGACUGUAAACAUAAUCACUCCCUUAUUUAGAACCAACAGAGGAGAGAUUCGGACUAAGAAGCAGAAGGGGAGCGAAAAACGGUCCAGGCAAGCCACAGUUCAGCCAUUUAAAGUUCCCUUCCGAUUGGACUAGCACACACUAAUAACCCACAAUACGAGAUGUCUGCACCGGCCCCUGCUGCCGCCCCUGCUGGUGAUGGUGCCCCUCAGGCCCCCCCCAACCUCACCAGCAACCGCCGCCUUCAGCAGACACAGGCACAAGUGGAUGAGGUGGUGGACAUCAUGCGGGUGAACGUGGAUAAGGUUCUGGAGCGGGACCAGAAGCUGUCGGAGCUGGACGAUCGGGCCGACGCCCUGCAGGCAGGGGCCUCCCAGUUUGAGACCAGCGCCGCCAAGCUGAAGAACAAGUACUGGUGGAAGAACGCCAAGAUGAUGAUAAUCCUGGGAGUGAUAUGUGUGAUCGUUCUGAUUGUGAUCAUCGUAUAUUUCAGUACCUAAGUGGGAAGUACCCCCGCACCUGACAGCACUCAACGACGCCCGAUUCCAAGCAACAGAAACGAUGAGAAAAAAGAAAAGCCCCACUGACUGACCUAAUUAACUGCCCCACCUGAUGCCCCACAUCCUGCCCCACCUGAAGCACCCCCUUUGCUUCGGGGUCUGUUCCCCUGUGUCCUGUGAGUCCGCUGUACUUUCCUGUAAAUAGGUCCUGCUUUUCUUAUCUGUAGGUAAAAAAAUAUGGUUCCAUUAUCAGCGUUAUUACUGACAAAAACAAAAACAAAAAAACAAAGACCAAGGCAAUUAUUGUUAUAUACCAAGAUAUGAUGAUAUGAUAUAUAAUAUAUAUUUUUGUUUUUUGUAGAGUUUUAUUCUGAGAUAAUGUUUUUUGUAGGUUGUGUGUGGGUGUGUGUUUGUAUUUUUUUAAUUUUGUAUUGAUUUAUUUUUGCUUCAGAUUUUAACUACUGCCUGUUAUUUGGAGUGACUCUCUCUCUCUCUCUCUCUCUCUUUUUCUCUGGAAAUGUUUCUGUUUCUCUGAAGCCUUACACAGAGGACUUGUGUUGAUUUCCGUAAAGGGUGGUUUUGCUUGUUAACCAAUAUUCUCCCUCUCUCUUGCUCUCUCUCCCUCUCUCUUUCUCUCUCUCCUUCUCUUUCUGUUGUUCAUUCUUGCUGUUUAGUCCUCAGAAGGGCUUUUUCUUUCUUCCUCUUAGUCUCCCUCUCUUUUUUGUGAAGCCGCAGUAGAGCUGGACCAGUGUAUGUGUUAUUUUAUAUUUUUUACAUUUCUUUAGUGUCUUACCUCUUCAACAUUCCUUAAUAGCAGUGUAGUAUUAUGCUGACUAUAUAACACAUAUAUGUAUAAGUGUGCUUAAAAAUGAAGAAAUAAGUCUCAAGACGUUAAUCGCUAAAACUAAUAUCCCCUAAUCGGUGUUAAAAGAACAAUUCUGGUGAAUAUUUUUUGGGUUUUAAAACACUUUAUGACCCCAGGAGUGAGCAGUGGCUGCAGCCUUGCGGGACUGAAGGACUCUGGGUAAUUUGGGAAGUGAGCCACGCCCCCAGCCAGCAGUGCAUUCCGUACCUGCAGGGGCAGAGUUAACGAGGGUCAUGUUAACGAGGGUCACAAUUAGUUGAUUAGUUUUGCAGUUCCUUAAAUUUGAGGGCACGCUGUUGAUCGAUUGUCCUGCGCAUGAAAAGACACACCGACACACCCACACUCACACACACUCUCACACUCACACACACACACUCACACACUCACACACACUCACACACACACACACACACUCACACACACUCACACACACUCACACACACACACACACACACUCACACACACACUCACACUCACACACACUCACACACACACACACUCUCACACACACACACCGACACACAGACACACCCGGUGCCCACAGCUCUGUCUCCUCUUCCCGGGGGGGGUUGGUGAAAAUGAACACACUGAAAUAAUGGAAUUCCUCCACUAUGGCCCCCAGGUCACUCAGUGAGAACAUGUGUGACUCAGAGUGGAUGGUUCUGAGAGAGUCACGUCUGCCUUUACCACUGAAACCCACCAAAGCACAAGAUGUGUACCCUGAUCCCCUAGGAUCAGCAGGGAGGGGCUGGAUAUCGUGGGAAACCCUGCGCAACGCUAGCGCUUCGCUGAUUUCUGGUCCUGUUCGUUUAUUCUCUCAAACUGCUGCCUUCUUUUCAGUUUAAAAAAAAAAAACAGAAAAAUAAAUAGUUUAUAUUUA
Messenger RNA from Conger conger (European conger), 2467 nucleotides. It is a transcript of the gene vamp2, whose product is annotated as vesicle-associated membrane protein 2. Lineage: Eukaryota; Metazoa; Chordata; Actinopteri; Anguilliformes; Congridae. Gene Ontology annotation, cellular component: plasma membrane; SNARE complex. The record is from RefSeq and is a predicted model, not a curated record. The coding region runs from base 384 to 722 and encodes 112 amino acids. Gene Ontology annotation, biological process: vesicle-mediated transport; SNARE complex assembly; vesicle fusion. Gene Ontology annotation, molecular function: syntaxin-1 binding; SNAP receptor activity. The transcript has 5 exons.